AUGUCGACGGAGAGUUUAUCAUCUAUUAGCACGCCAAGUCCGCCUGGCGCAUAUUUAUUAGUAGCAGGCAUUACAAGGGAUUGUACAGUAAAGCAAUUGAUUGAGUGCUUCCAGCAGGCAAGUGCGAUAAGAUUCAGCAUAGACCGUAAUAUGAACCCUGAGGAUCUCGAAGCGACGCUAGAAUUCGACAAUAAAGCAGCAUUUGACUCCGUACAUACUAAAAUCAUGGCGAAGAAAAUGUGUCUCCAUACAGGCUAUAUUCGCUCAGUUAUUCAAAGAGGCGCUAAUUCUUUUCCGGGAGUCCGUCAUCACGAGCUAAUGUCCUUUUUGAAAACCUUCAGACCAAAAGCAGCCCCAGAAAAGAAGGCCACAAGAGACAGCGACCCAUCUGCACCGAGACAAGCUAAUCUGUCAAAGACGCCUGCGCCAUCUUCGAGCACGUUUUUACCUUGUAGUCCGAUUUCUCAGCCGCCAGAUUCAGGUGAAUCAAAAGGAAACCAGCCUGCGCUGAAAAAUAUGCCAAAGCCAAUGAGUUUGAAUAAUCCUCCCCGGCCAAGGCCAUCGGGGACAAGAGCAGGUGGCGACUUCUCUCCUCAAGUGGCUGCUUAUCCACCUCCGGCGUCACCACAAACGGUGAGCACAACCGAUCCGAAUCGCCAAAUCCUGAUCACGCAAAAAAAUCACCUGCCAAUUCUUCCAAAUGGCAACUUCAAGUGGGACGAUACAAGACGAGUCUGCAGAUUUUGCAACAUCCCGACUCCAAAUAUGAACCAAUUCGGCAGUCACUCCAUGGGAAAGAAACACCUCAAAAAUGUGGAACACUUCAAGAACACCGGCCAUCUGAGAAGUGAAAUCCAGCAGUUAGUGGACGCUGGAAGUGCUUUAUGGCAACUUCCACCGCCAGGCUCCAAGGGAAGCAAGUUAUGUGCCCAAAAAAAGACCGCGAUGCAAAAGUCAAUAGUUGAUGAACUGCAUGCACGCAAAAUAUACGAGUAUUGUCCCACAUGUAACUGCGAGUUUACGUCGCGAGGACAGGCAAGAGAUCACUAUCUUGGAAAGCCACACGAUAAGCAAUUCAGGAAAAAGACCCUAGAGCGCCAAAUCCCGAAGAAGCUUGUUUUCGCUUUGGAACAUAUCAACAGCGAUCUCAACAAAACGUGGCAAAACGAAGUUCCUGUCCUUAGCGAGAUGCCACCUGAUUGGGAAAUCGACUACCGUAAAUACAGUCAGACGAUUCAAAAACGAAAAGGCGAAGGCUCCUCGCCGAAGUUUGCAAAUAAAUUCAACGAGAUUACGAAAAGAAACAGCAGUUUGUACGAAGAAGCUUAUAAGCAGCGUGACAAAAAGCAGUUCGCUACUCCAAUCCAAGCCGACUCUGUAGUGGCCGCUGGAAUGUUAAAACAGCGAGAUUCCUACUCUAUAAUCGCUCCGAAACCAAACUGGCAAGCCCCCAAAACGUCAGAAGACUCCUUGGAGACUGGCGAAGUUGUCUGUGACCUUGUAGAAGAACUCUCUGAUGAGGAAGAAGUUAUCGUUGGACUAGAUGAAACGCUUGAUAAGCUGUACGAGCGAAACACGCGGCAGAAAUGA
Molecule: messenger RNA, 1590 nt
Organism: Oikopleura dioica
Lineage: Eukaryota; Metazoa; Chordata; Appendicularia; Copelata; Oikopleuridae
Source: the annotation of a GenBank genome assembly